Molecule: messenger RNA, 7485 nt
Organism: Cladocopium goreaui
Lineage: Eukaryota; Dinophyceae; Suessiales; Symbiodiniaceae
Source: the annotation of a GenBank genome assembly
AUGGAUAACUCAGGAGCAGGCGCCAAGCAACUUGGACCAGCUCAUGGCCUCAAUGGCAGGAGAUUGAUCUCAUUCUCAAGGGAGAUGAAAGCAACUGUGGAUCCACCUGCACUGAACGAAAUGCAGAGGGGUUCCCCAAACCGCAUCCGUACAACCAGAUUUACAUGGUUGACAUGGUUGCCAAAGUCGCUCUUUGCUCAAUUCCAUCGAGCAGCAAACGUCUACUUCCUUUUCGUUAGUAUCAUCGUUUGCCUACCGGAUGGUCCAAUGAUGUGGUCCAGCACCGUGGUACCCUUUAUCGGAGUCCUGCUUUGGACUGCCUUCAAGGACCUCUAUGAGGAUAGAAGACGCAAGAAAGAUGAUGAUGCAGAGAACCUGAGGACGUGUUGGCGAUACGACACAAGAACCAAGGUGUUUGCUCAGGUCAAAUGGAUGGAUGUUUGUGUUGGGGACAUCCUCUUGAGCUUUGCUGAUGAGGCCUUCCCUGCAGACGUACUGGUGGUUCGAGCAGCUGGAGGGCAGGCCUUCAUCUCCACGGUGAAUCUGGAUGGAGAGACCAACUUGAAGGAACGAAAUUCUGCAAACUUGCUGUCGGCGCUUUGUGACAUGCCGGAGGCUGGACCUGAUGUUCCUCGUGGGAAGCUUAUGACAGAGCUCAACAGCUGGAUGGGUGACUUUUUCCUCACCUGUGGCAAGGAUGGUGAAGUGAACCUCAUCAGAACAGAAACCUGUGAGAGGAUGGGAACGUACAACCCUCCUGGCGAGAAGGGGGGUGCCAUUUAUGCAGUGGAUGUGACCAUGGACAGCACAUUUGUUGUGACAGCCAAUGCGGAUGGCAAAGUGGUGUUCUACAACUUCCAGGGCGACAUGGUGCAGACCAUCCAGCAUGGCGGAGUUCUCAAGUACGUGGAAUGGAACAUGAAGCCGGGCGAACAGAAUUAUGUUUGCACGUGCAAUGACAAGUUCAAGAGCCAGUCAGAGGGCAUUGUGCCAAAUCGCAUCAUGAUCUGGCAGUUUGACCCCCCGAAAAAGAUCCUGUCCAUAGACGAGCAGCUGCCAAUGAAGGCCACCAAAGUGAAGUGGGGUGCCUUUGAUGAGACCCUGGUCUCCAUUUUUGAGGAGGGUACCGUGAUUAUUUGGGAUGUCAUGGAUGGCAGACAGCUGAAGCUCAUUCAGGCGCAUCAGAUGGCCAUCACAAGCAUGAACUUCACAGAGGAUAGGAUGAUGAUGGCAACGUGCUCGAAGGAUGGAACAGCAAAGCUGUGGACAAUGGAUGAUUACGAGUGCAUGAAGGAGUACAAGACAGACAGACCGCUGAACGAUGUUGCGAUCUCGCCUCUCUACUGUCAUGAGGCAACCCCCAAGAUGCAUCUUCUGAUGGGCGGUGGCCAAGAUGCCAAGGACGUGGCCGUUUCAGGGUCCAGCGGUGCCUUUGAGGCUUUGCUUUGGCACGUGGUCUACGAGGAAGAGAUCGGAUCAGUCAAGGGACACAUUGGGCCAUUGAACUGCUUAGCGUGGUUCAGAGACGGUGCUGGAUUUGUGACCGGUGGUGAGGAUGGCUAUGUCAGAGUGCACCAUUUUGACAAGGCUGUUCGGACUGCCCAACAUUUGUACACAGAAGGCCUGCAGGUUGAGCUUCAAGCUCCAAAACCAGUUCUUACUGACAUGGAAGGGUCACUAAAGCUCAGCUCCGCCUCUGAAACUGCAUCAGCUAAGCUGAAAGAGUUGGAGGUGACUCUUCCUUGCAAGCUGAGCUACGAGCUCUUUGUACCUCGAGGGUGCGUUCUCAGAAACACCUUGUACGUUAUUUCCGUAGCUGCCUUCACUGGACCGCAAACCAAAACGCGGUUGAAUGCCGCAGAAGCUGUCGGCAAGGUUUCGAACAUGCAGGUGUACCUCAAUCGAGGUGUCCAGGGCUUGGUGGUUGCACUGCUCUUGUGGUGCAUCUACUGUGCAACUUCUGCAGAGAUCCAGGGUGUCAGCAAAGAAGAUGGCAGAAGCUGGGGUUUGCGCUUCCUCUUCUACUGGAUUAUUCUUUACCAGAUCAUACCAAUCAGUCUCUACGUGUUCUUUGAGAUUGUGAAACUCAUCCUUGGCGUCCAGAUCAACAGGGAUCCUCAGAUGAGAGAUCCCAGGACGAAACUGGGAGCUUCAGCAAGAACUGCGGACUUAGUGGAGGAAAUGGGGCAGGUCAAUUUUGUUUUUUCUGAUAAGACUGGAACUCUCACGGAGAAUGAGAUGGUGUUUGCUCAUUGCUGUGUUUGCCAUGAAGACGAUGACGCUCGGGAGCUGGGAGACUUCAGACAGACCGCUAAGCUGGUCGAGAAGUCGGAGGACGCACCUGGGGUCUGUGAAGGGAAGCUCGUUCUGUCAAGUCCUAGUGAUCCAAGAUACAAAGAGGUUCUGUGGUUCUUCAUCAACCUCGCUGCCAAUCAUUCAGUUCAGGUUGAAGGAGAGGGAAUUGAGAAGAAGUUCGAGGGUAGCUCAGCAGAUGAGGUCGCGUUUGUGGAAGCUGCACAAGCAGUCGGCGUCACUUUCCUCUCUCGCACACGUAUUCCUGGAACAAGUUCUUCCGAAGUCGUCGUUCAGGGGCCCGGCUCGAAGGACUUCACUUUCACUAUACUGGGCGAGAUUCCCUUCUCUUCAGAUCGCAAGCGAAUGAGCGUCAUAGUGAAGCAUGAAGGUGAGUACUGGUGUUUGUGCAAGGGGGCAGACAACAUCAUGGGGCCUUUGUGUGAUCGACCUUUGGGGGGUUCCCUUGGGUCAAGUCUCACCCACUACUCUAAGCUGGGUCUACGAACGCUUGUGAUCGCGUCGAAGAAGCUCAACGAUCACGAGUUCGUAGAAGACUGGCUGGCACGAUGGAAAGAAGCCACUGUCGCAGAGGAUCGUGAGCGAGAGAUGGCAAGAAUAGCUGCCGAAGUGGAGCACUCCUUGAGACCUGCUGGGGUCACUGCAAUUGAGGACAAGCUGCAAGAUGGCGUGCCUGAGGCAAUCGUUUCCGUCAAGGCAGCUGGCAUCCGUUUUUGGGUGCUUACAGGUGACAAAACUGAAACAGCGGUUGAAAUCGCAAAAGCGUGCAAACUAUUUACCGAGAAGACGACUCUGGCAUAUUUGGUGAAUUGUAGCAGCGAAAGCCAAGCUUUGCAGCUGAUAGAGGAAGCAAAGAAAACCAUCGAAGGGGAAUCAGAUGGAGGACUUGUACUUGAUGGCACGUUUGUGCAACAGAUCCUGACAUCAAAGGAUGGUCGUCCAAUGCUGUACGAACUUGCCAUUUCAAGUCAAACAUGCGUCUGCUGCCGUUUAUCUCCACAGCAGAAGCGGCGACUGGUUGAAAUGGUGAAGGAUAUGAACAGGAGAGUGCCUGCCAACCCCUUUGCCAAGUACCGGGGCGCGACCGAAAAAAGGCUGAGACUUGGGCCUCACUGGGUCCAAAGUCCACAAAUUCAAGGUGAACUUGAAGCAAUGAAAAGCAAAGUGAUCCAGAUGCUCAUGACGCAAAAAAAAGAGUCUCCAAAGACUUCUUUGCCAAGGUUCAAUCCUCCAUCCAGAGAGAUCAGAGAGCUGCAUCAAGUCACCAAGGUUGAAGCCAAGGAAUCCAACCCUCGACAGGACGUCUCUGUCCUCUCAUUUGAUCAAUCAAGUGGACUUCUUUUUCAGCUGCCAUUGUCUGAAAAUGCCAUGAUCUUCACAGCCACUGAGAUAGGAACAGCUUUGCGAUGCAUUGCUGGUUUGCCCAGGCCACAUUUCUCCGUGGCAUUCAGUUUGGAUCCUGUUGAUCCCAAGAGCUGGAAUAAUAGGAGCGCCAAGUCUCCAUUGUACCAGCACAAGUGGUACUCCCAAGGCACCUUGGAUGAAAUUCCACUUGGAUAUUGGAUGUGGCGUGCAGAUUGGAAGCUGAAACAACUUGCUCAAGGUGUUGUCUACGAUGAUGCCACAGGGCAACAGAGACCUCUCAAGUUGGGUGUUGAUGUGCCACAGGACUUUCCAGAUGUGGCACAGGGUGACACAGGUUGCGCUCGUUUGUGGAUAGUUUGCAGAAAGAUGGUGAGAAUGCCUUGGGGCAAGGACACGAUCUUGAUUCAUCCGGAAGUGCAGAUGGGAGUCGAAGUUCGCGCCCAGCAGUUCAACAAGCUGACCGGAAAGUAUGAAGAUGCCCCAGAGGCACCACACAGCUCUGCCUCCAGAAUUGCACAGUAUCUCAGUCGUCAUUACGACACUGUAGCUCGCUUCGUGCCAGAGUUGCAACACUGCAAACGGAUGGCAGUGCUUCUUGAUGUGGUCCACUGGUUGUUGGAAGGCCCUUUACAUUCGAAGAAAUUGAUGUCGGAACAGUGUAUUCCUAAAUAUACAAUUCCACAAGACUUUCCUGCCGAUCGAGUGCCAGCUUUGCGGACAGUGCAUGAAAAGGGUCUCCAGGAAGAGGCAAAGGUCAAGAAGAUGGAUCAAGAGCUGGAGAUCAGCAAAGCCCAAUUCAAACAACGCUGUGCAAAGGCGGAGGAGCGCAUCCAGUCCUUGCGAUCCGCUUCGGAUAAGCAGAUGAAGAAAGUGGAGGCUGCAAAAAAGGCCUUGGAUCAGUACAGCAGCAAAUCGGUUGAAGCCUGUAAUCUGGAAGUGCAAAAGUACAAUGCUCUAGUUGAAGACCACAGAUCAGCUGUUGAGUCCUACAAUGCUGCAGUUGAUGAAGGCAAUGGCAAGUUGAAUGCCAUAGUGAAAGAACGAAAUGCAGCUGCUGCAGCUUGUAAUGCUGUGCGGAGUUCGUUUGUCUUCAUAGGUGGCGUAGAUUUGGCUGCUGCGGAGUCUCAGAUGCAUCCAGUGAACUGCGAGGCUCAGCCGGUUCAAGAGCAGUUCCGGCAAUGGGCAAAAGGCCUUUGGAGCAACAACGAGAGUCGUUUGAUCUUAGGACGUUUUCAACAGAAGGCCCCAAGUCAUGAGCAGGGCAGCAAAGUGUCAGUGCUGCAGGAAGUGUUGGAAGAACAGAAUGCUGCUCUGAGUGGCAUCACCUUGGCCAUUGGUGAUGGAGCCAAUGAUGUGCCCAUGAUACAGGGUGCACAUGUGGGCAUAGGCAUUCGCGGUAAAGAAGGAAAUCAAGCAGUUCAGGCAAGCGACGUGGCAAUCUCACAAUUUCGCUUCCUCGUGCCAUUGCUGUUCUGCCAUGGUCGACGCGCUUACCGACGCGUGGCAACCUUCAUUUGCUACAUGUUCUACAAGCACACUGUUUUGGCAGUGGGAGACAUUUUCUUCGCGCAUCAGAUCACGUUUGCGGCCAAGAUCGCAUAUCCUGAGUGGUUGAACUCUGCGUUUGCCAGCGUGAUUUGUGGCCUGCCCGUUGUUGUGGUUGUGAGUCUGGACUUCGACAUUCCUGACGAGGUGGCAUUGGUGCGCCCAGAUCUUUACAUUGAAGGACUCAGGCGGAUGCGCUUCAACGCAAAGAUCCUUGUUGCAUGGAUGCUGAGUGCAUUGUACCAUGGCGGCCUGGCCUGGAUGGUGCCCAACCUCACAGUUGGCUCGCUCGACCCGGAAGAAACGGAGUUCUGGUACGCGUCCUGUGUGUCCUUCGUCCUUUGCGUGGUCUUUGUGAACUUUAGACUAUGGAUGGUGGCAGAAAGUCCAUUCCGCAAGGAAACAGUCUUGAUCAUGCUGUUCUCCUUCUUGUGCCUCAUCGUCACGCUGGUUGUGCUGGCUGAAACGCCACUUGGAGACUGGAUGCAGCCCCAGAUUGAAGAUGCCUUUGUUGGAAUCUUCAGCGAUCAGCGGUAUUUUUUACCCAUGUUCUUGACUCCACUCCUCCUCCUCUUGGACCUGGCCGUUUACCAGGCCAUUGCCAUCUUUGAUCCUUACCCUUUGACGGCCGCCAAAAGGCAGCUUUGGUGGAGUCAGAGGAACAAGGAUGGGCAACAGGAGAGGGACGGCUCAGGUGCGCUAAAGCUGGACAAAGAGAUCAAAGCAUAUGAAAGUUGUCCCGGUGGACUGGAAGCAAGAACAAUCCCCACGAUGCUUUGGCCGAUGGCAGACAGCCAGUGUUUGGUGCUGGGUUUGGAUGGCGUGCUUUGUGCCAGUGCCGAAGAAGCGAGCAUCGCGGCCUGCCGAGCAGCUUAUGUGUUGUGGCCACAAGUCAUGAAAAACGCUCAAGAAAUGACCUUAAAUGAAGCCGGGGUGCGACAGAGUUGGGUUGACUACGACUGGGAACAACUCUUGGAGCACAGAUCCUCAAAGCUCAGUCCGGCACCUCCAUGGUUGCUGUACAAAGUUCAGCAACUCCGCCCCGCAUGUCGGGCUGAGUGGGAGCUCAUCGUCUUUGCGCGGCUUUGCGUUGAAGAAGCCAUCGCCUGUCGCGCCAACAGAGCAAAAGGCAGAGCUGGUGCAAGACCUCUGACCGUGGGGGAAAUUGAAUCCAAUUGGUCAGAGUCUUGUGGUCUUCGAGAUCUUUUGUUGGCGCGCUGGGUUCCGAACAUUAAAGAUUUGCAAGAAGCGAUGGCGGAUUCCCGGCGCCAAAGUAGUUGCAGCCUUCUGGAAGAAACAAAAUUCUUCGGGGAAGUCUUGGAACUUGUCCAUCUCGCAGUGGCCUCUGGGGCUGUUGAGGAAAGUGUCCACUGUAUCACCAGCCGUGAUCAGCUUUCCGCUGUACAAAGUCUGCAGAUGUCUGGGGAGUGCAUCGAAGAUCUUUCCAGUCCACCAGACCAUCAAGGAAGUUGGGCUGGGAAAGAUGGAUGGAAGCUACAUUCCAACUUGGGCACCGUUGAGGAGAAGGUAGAGAAUCUGGUGAUAGUGGAUGACUCCGUUGCCUUUCUGCAAGCUUGUGCUGCAGAGCUCAACUUUGGAGGAGCGCAACUAUGCUUGGCCACCUGGGGCUAUGUGAGCCACGGUCACUGGGCAGAUGGCCGGUCCAGACUUCCUAGAGUGAAAGAGCUUCAAACUGCAGCUGAUCUUGCAGCGAUCAUCGAUUUCACGCUUCCACGCUGGAAUUGCAUGGCAUCAAAGUCCAGCACUACAGCGUGUGAGGAGUUCUCCGGAGCCAUGUUUGGGGGAGCCAGCAGUAUUGCCGCAUUUGAUGAUGUUCCAGAUGACUUUGAGCUUCCAGAGGGCAGUGUCAAGAAGGGAGAGAAGUACUUCAAAAAGUACUGCUCGCAGUGUCACUCCAUCUAUCCUGACAACAGAAUCACCAGGGGUGGGCAGACACAGCUGGGGCCUACAAUGUUUAAUGUUUACGGGCGGGCAAGUGGAUUGGAGGAGAUCCAGAACAAACAGGGUACAGACCGAGUUGAUAAUGUCUUGUGGCUAGAAGCAGCACUGAUGAACUACAUGAAGAACCCACGGGUGAUGGCAUCAGGGCGGGUCCAAAUGAACUUCAGUGGCAUCAAAGACUUCCAGACUCGGGUUGACAUCGUUCACUACCUCAAGACUUUGGACUGGAACAACCACGAAGUCGCGAAUCCACCUGAAAAGCCUGCAAGCUUUGCUCCAGUCCGCUGGCCUACCACUUAG